GGCUCUCAGAAACGUAGGAGGCGACACUUGCGUGAGCUGCGCCUCUGUUGCUCUACCUCGGCACCUCUCUCCAUGGCAGUUCCCGAGACCCGCCCCAACCACACUAUUUAUAUCAACAACCUUAACGAGAAGAUCAAGAAGGAUGAGCUGAAGAAGUCCCUGUACGCCAUCUUCUCCCAGUUUGGCCAGAUCCUGGAUAUCCUGGUUUCCCGAAGCCUGAAGAUGAGGGGCCAGGCCUUUGUCAUCUUCAAGGAGGUCAGCAGCGCCACCAACGCCCUGCGCUCCAUGCAGGGCUUCCCCUUCUACGACAAGCCCAUGCGCAUUCAGUAUGCCAAGACUGACUCGGAUAUCAUUGCCAAGAUGAAGGGCACCUUCGUGGAGCGGGACCGCAAGCGGGAGAAGAGGAAGCCCAAGAGCCAGGAGACCCCAGCUGCUAAGAAGGCCGUGCAGGGUGGGGCAGCCGCCCCCGUGGUGGGGGCUGUCCAGGGGCCUGUCCCGGGCAUGCCCCCGAUGACUCAGGCACCCCGCAUCAUGCACCACAUGCCGGGCCAGCCUCCGUACAUGCCACCGCCUGGCAUGAUCCCGCCUCCAGGCCUGGCGCCCGGCCAGAUCCCACCAGGGGCCAUGCCCCCCCAGCAACUUAUGCCGGGGCAGAUGCCACCUGCCCAGCCUCUUUCCGAAAAUCCACCAAAUCACAUCUUGUUCCUCACCAACCUGCCCGAGGAGACCAACGAGCUCAUGCUGUCCAUGCUUUUCAACCAGUUCCCUGGCUUCAAGGAGGUCCGACUGGUCCCCGGGCGGCAUGAUAUUGCAUUCGUGGAGUUUGACAAUGAGGUACAGGCAGGGGCUGCUCGCGAUGCCCUGCAGGGCUUCAAGAUCACCCAGAACAAUGCCAUGAAGAUCUCCUUUGCCAAGAAGUAGCACCUUUUUCCCCUGCCUGCCCCUGCCCCCUGUUCUGGGGC
Molecule: messenger RNA, 962 nt
Organism: Puma concolor (puma)
Lineage: Eukaryota; Metazoa; Chordata; Mammalia; Carnivora; Felidae
Gene: SNRPA
Product: small nuclear ribonucleoprotein polypeptide A
Molecular function (GO): RNA binding
Source: RefSeq, a predicted model, not a curated record